Lodderomyces margitis is the source of this 2769-nucleotide messenger RNA. It is a transcript of the gene AGE1, whose product is annotated as Age1p. The transcript has a single exon. Gene Ontology annotation, molecular function: GTPase activator activity. Gene Ontology annotation, biological process: intra-Golgi vesicle-mediated transport. Bases 1 to 2769 code for a protein of 922 amino acids. NCBI's taxonomy places the organism in Eukaryota, Fungi, Ascomycota, Pichiomycetes, Serinales, Debaryomycetaceae. Gene Ontology annotation, cellular component: endosome; trans-Golgi network. The record is from RefSeq and is a predicted model, not a curated record.
AUGGACCAGCUUUCUAAAAUCUCGUUUCCUUACUAUGAGAGUCGAGAUUCAAAAGUACUGCUCAAUAAGUUACUUUUAAGCAACCAGGAUGAUUCGGAGUCAAUAGACAUUUAUCUUCAAGAAGACAAGCUGGUGGGAAACAUCAAUCAACAGGGCUAUAAGUGCCUCGAACCCAUUAGCUAUAUUGAAAACAGCGAUGAAACCGAAACGCUGAAAUUCCCCUUGCUUGUAAAGGUUGAUCCGCAGGCCAACAAAUUCAAAUUGCAUGUAUCUAUCAAGCCCACAGAAGGAUUUCGUGAUAGAAAUUUAUUGAUUGUGAAAUCGGUGGGGGUGGCAAAUGUAUCGACUAUGCGUGAGUUGACGGGAGAUGCUACUAGGUCAACUGUUGAUGUAUCGAAAGUGCUAUGCAGAAAUUUACCCAUAGAAGAUAGUGUAGAAGAGUUCCAAAAACUAAUCAUCAAUGAUUCCUAUGACCCAUCGACAAUGAAUGGGAAAAAAAUGUCGAUAUCCCUUUGGGACCAUGAUCCCAAUUCCGACCAAUAUGAUUACCUUUUACAUUGCAGCAUAUGGAUAGAUAGACUUGUUGCUCCCAAAUCCGAGAAAGAAAAUAAGAGCGAACAACCAGAGGUGAAGCAGGAAACCAAAAGUUUCUGUUUAGGAGAGUUUAAGCGAGAGUUUUGUUUCAACAUCGAAGACGGUCCUGAAUUUAGAAAACAUUUAAGCAGGCUAGAGGAGUCCAUUCCUAAAUUGCGAGGGGAUUACUUGUCGUUGAUAGAGGAUUUUAGAGUGUUGGGGUCGAAUGUUCGUCGAAUAUCCAGCUCCAAAUUGAAAGUGGCUGAGGGGAUAAACCGGAUAAUUGGCCAUAACUCGCAACUUAUUGAUGCAUUUGGAUUUAAACAAGAGUUUCAACGUGCAUUCCUUCGAAUAUUUGAGCUGUUUGAAAAGAAUAUCAACUUCUUUUUUGAACAGAUCUGCAAUGAUAAAGCUCUAACCAGAAUAAUCAACAAUGCGCCUUUUCCAUCAUUGGAGAACGCCGGCCAAUCCGAGCUACUACAAAUGAAAAAACAAUUUGAAGCAGAUUCGAAAGAAUAUUAUGCUUGGAUGAAUAAAUAUCUAGCUAAUGAGAAGGAAAGACCAGAUUCCAAGUUAUUGGCUAAAAGAAAGAAGUUUGAGCUAUCAAAGUUUGACUACUUGAACCAGCUAAGUAAAACUACGAAUAACCAAUAUGCAAACAAUUUAGCAGAAAAGCUCUUCAAGUUUAUCAAUUUAUCUUACAGCAAUCUGCACCCAAAGUUGCUAAAUUUCAAGAUGUUUUUGGAUAACACAAACUCCGGCUUAAUUGAAACCAACUACCAAAUAUAUUUGUUCGCUUUAACUCGAUUCAAUAGUGAGAAGUACCAGUUGAGACAAAAAAUUGAAGCAUGCCAAUCCAACGAGGAGUUGACGAAUUUGAUACGACACAAUAAGCUUAACGGUUCAGGCUCAAAGGAUGGUAGAAGCAUCAAUGAGAAAGCUAUUGAUGAAUUUGUAAUUACAAAAGACAACAUCGACCUAAUAUUUUCGGAUAUUCUUCUUUCACGAGAGUCGCAUACUAGUGAUUCGGAGAUGUUUGGUAUUUUAUUCGCGUUAGGUGGCCAGAAAAAUUCCGGUUGGCAUAAGGAGUGGGUUGUUCUUAAGGACGGGCAGUUGACGGAGUAUUCGGAUUGGCGCAAAGGAAAGUCUCCUAUCAACACCCCAAUCGAAGUUGCCUUGUCCAGUGUUAAGGCUGUAAAUCACUACAAGAGGCAAUACUGCUUUGAGAUCUUGACCUCAUCUGGCGAAAAACACGUUUUUCAGGCGUUUGACAAUGAUGAUAGAAAUAAAUGGGUCAAGGCCUUACACAAUGCCGGUCAGCUUGUAAAUACCAAAAGAUUGGAGCAGAAAUUUGCAACCACGCACAAAAAGGAAAAAAAAAAUUUGGGCAAAGUACUCACAGACUUCAGCUCAAAGCCAAUAGUGCCUGGAAAUAGUGAUGAUACAAGUGUCUCCCCUGUUUCAAUUGUGUCCAAGAAUCCCUUGUCAGAGAAAUCUUAUUUGCAUUUGGUCCGACUGAUCCCCGACAGCGAUAAUGAUAUGUGCGUUGAUUGCGGACUGACUGAGCUGGUAGAGUGGGUUUCUAUAAACUCGUUGAUUUGCAUGUGCGUAAAUUGCGCUUCGUGCCAUCGUAAUAUAGGAUCACACAUUAGUAAAGUGCGGUCUUUGACUCUUGACAAUUUUGCAAGGGAGACCGAAAUGUUGUUGAGGUUUGUCAAUAACCGUCUGGUUAAUGCUUUUAUGGAAGAAAAUUUAACAGUACCUAAAAUUCAUGCCGACACUGACCACGAGACUAGGUUAAGCUUCAUUCGGGAUAAGUACUGCAAGAAAAGGUUUUCUGUGGUUUUACCAGACGUGAAUAAUUUAUUGAUCAAAUCAAUACAACAAAUUCAAGUACAAGACGUCCUAAAAGCAAUCUUGUGUGGAGCUGAUGUGAACCUGAAUAUCCAAAUCAAAACGUCAAGUCAUGACGAGAACAUAGUGGUUUCCAUAUUUGAAUAUAGCUUACGAAAGUUUAUUGAGGUCGAUACAGACAACGUCAAGAGAAAAUAUUUUAUUCUUUCUGAACUUUUAGUGCUAAACGGCUGCACUAACUUUGGAGAGUUGAAGAUUUCGAAAGCAAGCUCGGGUUUGUCUCAAGAAGCUUGCGACUAUUGGAAGCUUAAAAGCACCGCUUUGAAUGGCGGGUCUUUCUAG